AAGGUCGGUGUGUUCAGCUCUGUAUCUUCCCUCUGACGCCAGUCGCCUGCAGCCAUGCUCAGUGAAACCUUCUUUGUGACGUCUCUGUUCUGUGCAGUCGCGUGUAGAACUAUUUAUUUGGAACACAAUACUAUAACACUUGAAGAGGUUACAUUUCUGAGGAAAUAUGGAUACAUGGAGGAAGCCGAAGGUGACUUCAGUGUGGAAGCGGACUUCGCGUACACCGAUCUGUCCGUAGAAGAAGCACUGAAGAAGAUGCAGGCGUUCGCUGGUCUGCCACAAACAGGAACAUUGGAUACUGAGACUAAAAAGCUUUUCAGGAGGAAACGUUGUGGUGUAAAAGAUAUUAUUAAAAAUGAGUCGACGAUAUCAAGAAACAAAAGAUACAUUCUACAACGGGGAUGGAAUAAGCACACCAUUACUUACCGAGUGCUGAACGGGUCGAGCACGCUGGACAAGAGUCGCGUAGAAGCACUCAUAGCGGAGGGGCUGGCGGUGUGGGCGCCGCACGGCAUGCUGCGAUUCAAGAAGGUGGAGACAGGUCCCGCUGACAUCAAGGUGUCGUUCGCUGCUGGCGAUCAUGGGGACGGGUUCCCUUUCGACGGGCAAGGCCGGGUGGUGGCGCACGCGUUCCCUCCUCCCCACGGCGCUAUACACUUCGACGACGACGAGCUAUGGGGCGGCGACCCUGACGCUGAGGACGACGACAUCACGGACUUCUUCGCCGUGGCCGUCCACGAGAUAGGACAUGCGCUUGGGCUUUCGCAUUCAAACGAUAAGGCGUCAGUCAUGUACCCCUACUAUCAAGUGCCUACGGAGAAACUGCAAAUGGACGAUAUACUCGGAAUGAGGGAAUUGUACCUAAAAGACGGAUCUCCAAGCGAUAUAGAGGAUGAUAUAGAGAGUUCCUCACAAUCGUCUCACGUGCCGCGUUUCACCAAGCCGGAUAGAGGCGAGGUUGAGGAGAACGAAAUCCCAGACCUAUGCCUCACAAACUACGACACGCUGCAGGUCAUCCGGGGGAAGAUCUACGUGUUUGAGGAAGAGUGGGUAUGGGUGCUUCGCGACAGGAACACGUUAGAGGAAGGCUACCCGAAGCGGUUCCACGAGGUGUUCAUCGGGCUGCCGGCCAGCGUCACCGUCAUCAAGACCAUUUACGAGAAACACAACAGGGAUAUCGUUAUAUUUUCUGGAAGAAACUACUGGCAGUUCAGUCCGUCAUUCCGCCUGAUGAUUCGCGGCAAUCUGUCCGAUUACCACAUACCACCUGAAGUGCCGGGCCUCACCACUGUGUUCAUAUCCAACUACAACAACAAGACUUACUUGAUCGACGACGAGAGGUUCUGGAGGUUUGAUGAGAUCACGGAGACUAUGGACGACGGGUACCCAAAGGAUAUGUCGGCGUGGCGGGAGGUUCCGUACCCUGUCGAUGCUGCUAUCAUAUGGAAAGGAGAUACGUACUUCUUCCGCGGGCCGCGGUUUUGGCGGUUCGACAACUCGUUAAUCAAAGCGCACGAGUACUACCCUCUACCCACCGCGCAGAUCUGGUUCGACUGCGAAGCCUCUGAGGACAUGAACCAGUACAUCACCAACGAUGGACCUUGACAUUCAUAAGGAGGAAAUAAAAAAUGCUUUAAAAAUA
Molecule: messenger RNA, 1642 nt
Organism: Manduca sexta (tobacco hornworm)
Lineage: Eukaryota; Metazoa; Arthropoda; Insecta; Lepidoptera; Sphingidae
Product: matrix metalloproteinase-2
Exons: 9
Coding region: 55-1605 (516 amino acids)
Biological process (GO): extracellular matrix organization; proteolysis; collagen catabolic process
Cellular component (GO): extracellular matrix
Molecular function (GO): zinc ion binding; metalloendopeptidase activity
Source: RefSeq, a predicted model, not a curated record